UUCGUCGUUUACCACUUCCACAACCCUCGGCCGAAUCGGGUGGUGCAGUCUGAUUGUAGUAGUUUCCGUUUGAGGAUGGAAUCAGCAAUAUGUUUUUUUAAUGCGGAAUUUGUUGCUGAGGUGUAUGGUGCUAUGUACUGGUGACGGGUUUCAAGGGUUAGCUGUCGGAGGACCGGGAUGUUUAUCUUAUUUACGGCGUUGGGGCUCGAUGUUUGAUAACUUAUUAGGAAAAUUAAAUAAAGGGUUGGUCUGAUGUCGUGCCAGUGUGAUCUUCGAAUUUCUGAGCAAAUGGGUAAUAGAGAGUCUGCAUAGCAGCCUGUAAUUUAGGAGGUGAAAAUUAAGUAUUAUAGUGGCGGAUUAACGCCGAUGCAAUUGAUUCUCUCGUCACAUCGAACUAGGUCGUUCCCUGUAUCCACGCUCUUCACAGCAGCUUACGGCAGUAGCGAACUUUCGAAUGCGAGCUUCCUCGACUUUGCGCGCCAUUAUCUGACUUAGCAUCUUCUCACUUUCGUUGAAUUCGUCUGCGUAGUUUGGUCUAUUUCCUUUUGUGCGUUCGCUGAUUUCAAUUUAUUUUCUGGUGCGGGUGUUGUGGUGUACACCCGAGCACGCUGAAAUCGCUCCAAAGAGUGUAUAGUUCUUGGUUCCCACCUCCUUCCAUUUUUGAUCUUACUAUAAAAUGCUUGAAUUCCUCGGUUGCAGGCAAUUUAGUAUCUCUUUGGAGUGAGGAAUUAGUGUUUCUAGCGGCGGUUGGUUCUUUUGUGAGAAACCAUGGCUGCAAUGUCGAAAGGAGCGCCAGCGCUAGGGUUAGCGCUAAAGACGAGCGAAGUAAAACAUCAAGACUGUAGUUCGUCGUCGGCCAACUUCAGUUCUUCUAGUACCAGGCGCCGGAGCAGAAGCGGAGUUGGCCGAGUCAGCAUGCAUUGUCGGGCAGUUUUGGCAACUGAACAGGUGGAAGCUCCUAUUAAAUCACCGUUUCCAGUUCAAUACACAAAGUUGUUCAUCAAUAAUAGCUUCGUUGACUCGGUUUCAGGAAAAACAUUCCCAUCUAUUGAUCCGAGAUCCGAAGAGGUUGCUGUAGAGGUGGCACAGGCUGCCGCAGAGGAUGUUGACCGGGCUGUGAAAGCUGCUCGGAAGGCCUUCGAGGAAGGUCCUUGGCCCCGCAUGCCAGGCUGUGAACGGGCUGGUAUCAUGAACCGCAUUGCUGAUCUGUUAGAUGAACAUAAGGAUGAACUGUCUGCCCUUGACACGUUGAACAUGGGCAAAGUUUACGACAUGGCACGACUGGGAGAAGCACCUCUUGCUAUCGGGUUAUUUCGGUACUAUGCAGGAUGGUGCGACAAGGCACAAGGGAUGACGCUGCCAACAAAUGGACCGUUUCAUGCUUACACUUUACACGAGCCGAUUGGCGUGGUCGGUUCAAUUUUGCCGUGGAAUGCUCCAUUUUAUCUUCUGGCAAUGAAAGUAGCCCCGGCUCUUGCAUGUGGAAACACCAUUGUCCUCAAACCAGCACAGCAGAGCCCUCUUUCUGCACUUUUGAUCGCUAAGCUUGCAGCCGAGGCUGGAUUGCCAGAUGGCGUUUUGAAUGUGGUUACAGGGUACGGUGAUACAGGCAUGCACAUCGCAAGUCACAUGGAUGUCGACAAGGUAGCUUUCACAGGAUCAACACAAGUGGGACGUCAAAUUAUGCAAGCGGCAGCUCAGAGCAACCUUAAACCAGUGAAUCUUGAACUUGGAGGCAAAUCGCCCUUCAUUAUAUUUGGAGAUGCUGACAUGGACGCAGCUGUUGAAUCAGCACACCAAGCUAUUUUCUACAAUCAGGGACAAAUGUGCGUAGCCGGAUCACGGACAUUUGUUCAUGAAAGUGUCUAUGACGAAUAUCUGGAGCGAGCCAAAGCCCGUGCGGAGAAGCGUGUUGUCGGAGAUCCAUUCAAACCAGGUGUCGAGCAAGGUCCUCAGGCAGAUGAAGCUCAAUUCAACAAAGUAAUGAGCUACAUCAGAGCUGGAAAGGAUGAAGGCGCGCGACUUAUUACUGGUGGCGAGCGGGUGGGCAGCAAGGGCUAUUAUAUCCAACCCACUAUAUUUUCCGACGUUCAAGAUGACAUGAAAAUAUGUCGUGAAGAGAUCUUUGGACCUGUAAUGUCUGUCAUAAAAUUCAAGACGGUGGAGGAAGUGAUCCAGCGCUCGAAUCAGUCUGAGUAUGGAUUAGGUGCAACUGUAAUGUCGAAGAACGUCGACAUAAUCAACACAGUAACACGUUCCCUCAAGGCAGGCAUUGUGUGGGUCAAUACAUACGGCAUUCUUACACCGUCGGCUCCGUUUGGUGGCUACAAAAGCAGUGGCUUUGGGCGAGAAAAUGGCGCAUAUGCACUGGCUAACUACCAACAAGUAAAGUCGGUGAUAAUGCCGAUUUGCAAUCCACCAUAUUUGUGAUAUACAUCUGCUCUCGUUUUACAGAAAUAUAUUUGUGAUAUACAUUUGCCGUACAUAUACUUCUAUAAAACCAUAGAACUAAGUUUGGUUGCCUGUUAAAUUAUGGUUACUUGCUUUGACACAUACGUUUAAAAUUAAAUAUAAAUUAUUGGUCAUA
Messenger RNA from Physcomitrium patens, 2587 nucleotides. Its product is annotated as benzaldehyde dehydrogenase, mitochondrial. Lineage: Eukaryota; Viridiplantae; Streptophyta; Bryopsida; Funariales; Funariaceae. Gene Ontology annotation, molecular function: oxidoreductase activity, acting on the aldehyde or oxo group of donors, NAD or NADP as acceptor. The record is from RefSeq and is a predicted model, not a curated record.